AUGAGCCAUGGUUUCUUCACGUUGCGACGUUUCUGCUCCAAAAAGUGUAACGAGCUGCCAUUUAGAAGGUUUUUGGCAGGCGUGGAUUUUGCUCGAACUACAGGACCUUCCACAUCGACAGGUACAAUUAGCUCAGCUCUAGAAUAUGAUCCAAAUGAAUUGCCUGUCGUUAAUUAUUUGCCAAUUACUGGUAAGAGUUUACCUGGAAAUAUAAGUCAUGCUCGAUGGUUGACGAAAGCCAACAGGAUUUUGCGUCUCUACAUGUCUAGAGAAGUGGCAUCUGAACCUCUCAGAAGAGUAACGCAUUUCAUUUUGAACUUUUACGGACCCUCUUGGUUCAAAAUUAAAUCAAAUUCUUCUUGCCGAAAUGGUGCUAACAACUUCUUUUACUUAGUUCAGUUGUUUCGGGAACUUGAUGCCUUAGAUCAGGCUGUGGUUUGUCCUGUUCUCAAAAAUAACUGCUACUUUGCGCAUGCUGAAAACAUUCUCUUAGCUGCAGCAGUAGAGAGAACAAUUAAAGACGUUAGCGCUGCCAGCUGUAAAGUUUAUGGGAAAAAGUCCCGUCAUGGCAUGGUGUUACAGAGUAAGAAAUCCAGAUUAGAGAUACCAAAAAUAGACAGCAAGAAAGAUUUAAUUAACAGUUAG
This is a messenger RNA of Helobdella robusta, 645 nucleotides long. RefSeq lists its product as hypothetical. The record is from RefSeq and is a predicted model, not a curated record. Bases 1 to 645 code for a protein of 214 amino acids. NCBI's taxonomy places the organism in Eukaryota, Metazoa, Annelida, Clitellata, Rhynchobdellida, Glossiphoniidae. The transcript is spliced from 5 exons.